AAUUUUUCAUGGGUCCAAAGGAUGAAAACAUGCGGCGUGAAUGGGAAUUCGGAUCGAAACACCGUCGGAUUGAAGAUAGAAAAGCGCUGCGUACAAGGAUGUUUCCACAAUUACCACAGCCUUGGAGAUCCCAAUACUUGACUGAAGAAAAAGUGGGCUUCGCCAUCCUCCAACGUCAACAUCGUCUCGUCUCAAUCUUGAACGAGACAAAGGAUCACGAUGGCCUCGAAGGCCGACCAACAUACGACGGAAAUCCAUCGGAGCUGGAAAGAGAACUGAAGAAACUCGAUGAGGAAUACUGGAAACAUCAGAUUCGCCUUGGAGAGGUGGCCGAUCAAAGCCCCGAUUCCCCGAGCGUGGAUGAGAUAUACUUGCUGCGGAGCUCCGCCGACAGAUAUAAUCGGUCUUUUGCUUGGGUGAAGGGUCGCCAGGCGUGUACGGAUCUGGGAGGAUACUGCGGUCGUUCUUGUGGCUGCUGCGAGAGGGUGCUUCGUCAAUAUACUCGGCCUUCUGAGAAAGCGGAUACUCCGGAAGGAGUGAUUGUGGAGGUUCGGGGUCAUUGUACGGUCGAGUGUGCUUGCUGUAUACAGCACCGGGGAUGUUAUCUACCUCAUCCGCGUCUUCCUCCCACAGAAGUAUCUCCGGAAAUUAUAGUUUAA
This is a messenger RNA of Aspergillus sclerotioniger CBS 115572, 659 nucleotides long. RefSeq lists its product as uncharacterized. The coding region runs from base 9 to 659 and encodes 216 amino acids. The record is from RefSeq and is a predicted model, not a curated record. NCBI's taxonomy places the organism in Eukaryota, Fungi, Ascomycota, Eurotiomycetes, Eurotiales, Aspergillaceae. The transcript has a single exon.